This is a messenger RNA of Aspergillus novofumigatus IBT 16806, 857 nucleotides long. RefSeq names its product mitochondrial 54S ribosomal protein bL34m. Gene Ontology annotation, molecular function: structural constituent of ribosome. The record is from RefSeq and is a predicted model, not a curated record. The transcript has 2 exons. Gene Ontology annotation, cellular component: mitochondrial large ribosomal subunit; ribosome. Gene Ontology annotation, biological process: translation. Lineage: Eukaryota; Fungi; Ascomycota; Eurotiomycetes; Eurotiales; Aspergillaceae. Bases 73 to 471 code for a protein of 132 amino acids.
GUCCAUUCAAUACGUUUCUGGGAGAAAACGAUCACGAACUACUUAAUUGUUCUGUUCUUGUGAAACUUCGACAUGCUCUGCUUCCAAUGUAGGGCCGUGCCCUCCGCGCUGCGAACUGCAAUGCGCUCCCAGCCGUUCAGCAGACUCCCGACUCAGACCUUCACCACCUCCCUAUCAACACCACUCCGCACCUUUUCAUCCGCCCUCCGUUCACAACCGACCCCGUUGACACAGAGUCUCCCCUCAUUCCGCACAUCUCUCACACCCGUCUCUUCGCUGUCAUUCGGUCUGACGCAGCAGACUCGGUCAUUCUCCGCCAGUGCGUCGCUGGCCGGUAAACGUGCUACCUACAAUCCCUCGCGAAGAGUGCAGAAACGUCGUCAUGGUUUCCUUGCGCGGUUGCGGUCGAGGGGAGGGAGGAAGGUUCUCCAGCACCGGAGAGCGAAGGGACGGAAGUCGCUGAGUUGGUAGCGGUUUGCUUUUUGCGGUGCUCAUGAUCUUUGGGAGAAUUGUGUGGGAGUCGGCGUGGGCUCUGUCUGGCUGGAUGUCGAGACUCGGUGGAUAUGGAGACGAUGCAGUCUCGAUUCUUUCUGGGCUUGUCAGGAUUAUUCCUGUGUUCAUGGGGAUUUGAGAAGGGAUAGCUAUUCCGAUCACUCUGCUGUUUCGAUUGAUUGGAUAGCUGCUGUGCAUCUUGUGUCUCCCUGGACAAGAUGCUUUUUCCACGUGUACCAUAUACAUACAGAUACCAGGUCCUUACAUUAUACUUCGGUUUGCGUCUAUUAUACGUAUGGUCUGUCAUUCCUGGGCCAGGAUAUGGACUGAAGAAGCCAUCCACCUUAACUUCUUUUAUAUACAGG